AUGCCAGAGAACAAAUGUCUUGCAAAUUUAUCAACCGCAGUACCUGAAGAAGAGUACACAGCGAAACUUCUGCAGAUUCAAGGCAGCUUACUUAUUGCUUCGCUGACAUUCUUUAUUGUGGGGUCAACCGGUUUAGUGGGGCUGUUUGCCAAACUUGUCGGGCCGGUCACCAUAACACCACUUCUCAUAUGGCUAUGCCUUGGAAUUGUGCCAACAAUGCACGAAAAGAUGAGUCUUCAUUGGAUCUCGAUAGUGACUUUUGGAAUUCUUAUUGUUAUGGGCAUUUUCCUUGAGAACUUUUACGUUCCAUUUCCUUACUUUUCUUUUUCUGAGAGGUCUUGGAAAAUGGCAAGAUCAAGAAUAUUCGGUCAGUUCCCCUACUUGAUAGCAAUAGCGACAUCAUGGCUUAUUUGUUUCCUUCUCACGACUACUGGUGCGGAACCAGAAGGCGGAGUUGCAAGAACGGACAGAAAUCAAACUGUGGCUGUCCUCAAACAUUCUCCAUGGUUUCAGGUACCCUAUCCAGGACAAUUUGGCCUGCCACAAGUAUCAGUGGGACUCACGUUAGGAUUCGUAGCAUCAUGCAUUGCAUGCAUGAUGGAAAGUAUUGGUGACUACAAAACAUGUGCCAAGAUAUCUCAUCAACGAUCCCCUCCGUCCUCCUCAGUAAAUCGCGCAAUUAUUGUUGAAGGAAUCGGCAGUCUAAUAGGUGCUUCGGUUGGGCUUGGUACUGGCAUCACUGCCUAUGCUGAGUGCAUCGCCCUGAUGAACGUAACCAGGGUAGUCAGCCGCUCCACAAUGCAAAUUGCUGCCGUGCUGCUCAUCCUGACCGGGCUUUUCACCAAAUGUGCUGCAGUGUUAGCUUCGAUACCAGACGCAGUGAUUGGAGGCAUACUUGCCAUGGGCAUCGCUAUGAUAUGCGGUGUGGCAAUGGGUAAUCUGCAGAAUGUCGAUCUGCGAUUAACACGUAACCUCACAAUCAUGGGAACAGCAAUUUUGAUGGGAGCACUAGUUCCCCAUCACUUUGAGAACAAUAAAGUUAAUUUCGGAGUGAAGACCCUGGAUGAUUGUUUGAAUAUGCUGUUAAGCAUUCGGAUGCUCAUUGCAGCACUCGUCGGCUUUAUACUGGAUAAUACAGUACCAGGCGCUACAAGAGAGCAAAGGGGAUUUGCUGUAAAGGAUUCAGAUGCAAGCAUAGCUGCUGCAGAUGAUGGAUAUGCGCUACCUAUGUUACUGCAGAAACUGCUCCUAAAAUAUCCUCGUCUGUGUAAACUACCGUUUUUGCCAUCAAAGAGGAGCCUCCUUGUUUCAAGUGGCAGUUCUGAUACGAUGUCGUGA
Cylicocyclus nassatus is the source of this 1338-nucleotide messenger RNA. Lineage: Eukaryota; Metazoa; Nematoda; Chromadorea; Rhabditida; Strongylidae. The record is from the annotation of a GenBank genome assembly.